Messenger RNA from Mesorhabditis spiculigera, 561 nucleotides. The record is from the annotation of a GenBank genome assembly. NCBI's taxonomy places the organism in Eukaryota, Metazoa, Nematoda, Chromadorea, Rhabditida, Rhabditidae.
AUGCUAAUCGCCGAGGAAACGUUCGGCUCGAUGGAAAUCCAGCAGUUGGUCCUCUGCAUGAUUGCGAAAGAAAAGGGCGACGAAACGGACAAUUAUUUGGGCGAUUUUUCGGUUUUGGACGUCAAUGAUAUGGAUGCGUACAAAAAGGAACACAUAAUUGGAGCCGAACACUACAACAAGGCCCUGAUCUCCCGCGAGCGCUACGAGACCGACGUGCUGAAGCGGGCCAAGAAGGAGAAUUUGUUUUUAGUAAUCUACGGACUUGGCGCGGCAAACGUCACAGCUACCCUUUUCCAGCGCGGCUUCAAGGCCAUCUUCCUGCGCGGGGACAUUCCCAACUUCCGGAAGCUUUUCCCUAAUGGACUGCUGACCGAUGGGACCGUAAAUAGUAUCGAUACGGAAGUGCUGACGAAGAGACAUCAAUUUUUGAAGGACACGCGCGGGGGACGCGGACGUCUCCUCUACACUCCACAAGGGAACAGGAGGGCCAAGAGCGCCGAAUCCGCGCAACGCCAGAAACGCCUCAGCAGCGCCGUCGGAUCCCGCCCGCCCUGGAGAUAC